AUGCAUCGUUCUCGUCAUCCAAUUGACAUUUCACUCGUUGUUGAUGAUGACAACAAUGAAGAUGAUGGUUCUCCUCAUCAUUUUAUUCCAUCAGCAACAAACGACUAUUCCUCACUAAUUGUUGAAUCACCAUCGGACACAAUGUACCAUCGAACUCGUUCGCCCUCACCAUCGCCGACCUUCUCUAAUCAUGGACAAGGGCCACAACCAACAACCUCAUCUUCUUCAUCACCAGCAACAAGCACUUCACUUCGUCAGACUCAUCGUCGUUUAUCACACAGUAGUUCACUUCUUGACUCAACUGGUACUAAUAAUAGCGUUCACCGCGAUCGUUUGCGUUUCAAUACAUGGCCACGUCAUCGAAAAGAAAAACGUGAUAUACUUGCUGAAUAUGAUAAACGUUUAGCGAAAUCAGUCGUACAAGAAUUGGGUAUAGGUAUCAAUAAGACCUAUCGUAAUCCAUGGGGUAAUUUGUCUUAUGCCCAACUGAUCACGCGUGCCAUUGAUAGUAGUCCAUGGAAACGGUUAACAUUAAAUGAAGUUUACGAAUGGAUUAUCAAAUUUGUACCUUAUUUUAAGGAUAAAAUUGAUGCAAAAACAAGCUGGGGUUGGAAGAAUUCUAUUCGUCAUAACCUCUCGUUACACAAUCAGUUUAUUCGGGUGCCAAUUAUUUCUUCAAUAUCGAAAGGUCCUGUCAAAUACGUUUGGACAAUAAAUCCGUCAUUUAAGAACAAUUCGCCAUAUAAAAAGUAUAGUCUCAAACGAAAACGAGCGGCCGCCGCCGCUGCACUGGCGUCUCAAGCUGCAGCAGCCGUUGCAGCUGUUUCAAAUACCAAUUCAACAUCAUCAACGUCGACAUUGUCGUUAUCCCACGAACGAAAUUCUCCGACAUCGACAUCGUCGCAGCCGCUCAUUAAUAUGUCAAAUAAUUAUCAUCGACAGUCAUCAACAACAUCAGCAACAUCGUUACCAAAAGCCGCUCGUCUCAAUGAACAUACCUCAGGAAAUAAUUCGUCUACACUUAAUCAACUAUCAGUUGCUGCUGCAAUGAUGUCAGCUGGUGUCACAGAUCCAGCAGCCUAUCGUGCAUUUCUAAAUUCGCAGGCAGCAGCUAUGUUAAAUAAGCACAAACAACAAACACUAUGUUCGCCAACAACACCAGCGACACAAUCAUCAUCGAUUUCACAUCGGCCAACACAAUCUUCAACUUCAUUUGCUCACGAUACAGGACUUCCAAUUCCGAAGAAAAUUGCAUUAGGAGCAGACAGAUACAAACAACAUCAUCAACAACAACAACAGCAGCAGCAACAGCAACAUGCCGAAUGGCUGCUAUCAUCGUAUCGGCAACAGCAACAACAGUCACAAUAUAAUGGUCGCCACCCGCAUUCAUCUGUUGCUAAUAAAAUGAUGAUUAAUCAGCAGCAGCAACAACAACAACAACAACAACGUCCACCUUAUAUCCCACAUCCACCAUCUUCAUCUUCGACACGUAUGAAUACUGAUAUGAAUAGUUUACCACCGUCAUUACAACGUCGUGUUGACUCACCACCAGCAUAUUCGUCAGCAGCUGCUGUCGCUGCACAAAAUAAAUUAUUAGCUCAGACCAAACUUUGGCAUGCUGCUGUGCAAGCUGCUGCUCAUGCUCAACAGCAAUAUCAUCACCAUCACCAUCAUCAGCAACAACCACCGCCGCCGCCGCCAGGAAUCAAUGCUAUGAAUGAACUUCAAAACUAUAUGAAUCGUUCGAAUUCAUCUUCAAAUGGAAAUCCUAAUAAGAUACCAACAUAUUUGAAUCCUGAAACUUUAAAACUUUUAUCGUCGACGUCUUCUUCGCCGUCAUCGUCGUCAACGACACCAACCACAAUCGCAACAGGAAGUAGCUCCCACGAUGAACCACACAGUUAUAGAAAUGAUCCACGUUACAAACUAAUGCGUGCGUCAUAUCCAAAUGCGGCAACCGGUUCAUUACCGCCUACAUGUAUGAUAAGACAGACAGUGAAUCCUAACAGUUCAUCCGUAUUGACACCGCAACAACAAAUUGACAUGGUCACAGCUGCAUAUCAAAAUUACCGACGACGAUCAAGUGGCUUUUCAUCAACAACAAGUCAUGGUGGACCGAGUGAUGACGAAAGCGAUGAAUAUGUUCCACCAAGGAAAGAUUCGUCGACAUCGAAUGCAUCCAGUGGUUAUGAGUCAGGCUUACCACAUAAUCGCUUGUCACCAUCGUUACCAUCAUCGGUUCGAACGGGAUCAGGAUCGUCCAUAACAUCGGAAAUGUCCACGUCAUCAUGUUACAAUGCGAGUAGUACAAAAUUUUCAACAAAACGUUUAUCUAAGAUAAACCCCAAUGAUCACGAUAUUGACAUCGAUGAACGUCAGCAAUUAUCAUUGAAUUCGGUUGGUGGUUAUGUUGACGAUCUAAUGGAACGCAUACGGAAGAUGCCACCAAAGAAACGUUCAAAGUUCUAUCAAAUGUUAGAUGAAGAACGACUGAAAGAUGUGAAUAACAAUAAUCCAGAUGUUCAUGCAAAAUCGAAAAUUGACGAAGGCGAUGAUGAUGAAAGCCAGCAUCAUAUGGCCAUGGACGUGUCUCUGCCGCUGGUCGUUUCCGAAGUACAUAGUGAGGAUGAUGAUGAUCGAACGCUGAUUGAAUUACCACCUAAUGGCGAACGUGCUAAUCUCAACGAAGACGACGACGACGACCACGAAGAAAUCAAAAAGAAAUUCAAACAACAAGAACAAUUCAUCGGACUAAAUGAAAAGAAUUACGAAGAACUUCGAACUAUGGGCGUACCACUGGCGGUAUUGAAAGCAAUUGCUUUUCAACAGCAUCAACAAAAUCAAUCACAUAGCUCGUUGAAUAAUCAAUUAACCAACUUUCUAAGCAAAUCAACGACAAAUUCUUCUGAAGAUACAAAAAGUCUCUUGAAUGCUCGAACCAUACUUCGCCGAAUUCUGCAGCACCACCAAAAAGAACAGCAACAGCACGGAGGAAGUAAUAAAGCUUUAGUUGAAACUAUGGAUUAUACCACUGAUGAAGAAGGCGGUCCGAUCGAGGAAGAUGAAGAUGAACAUCAAUCAUCAAUUGUUACACCAUGCCAUCGAAACGGCGUCCGCUCGAAUAGUCAUAAUCCAGGUACUGUAACACUCAAUCCUAAUGAUAUAUCGUCUUUAUCGCCGCCCACAUCCACAUCAUCAUCGCCUGAUGAAACUGAUGUAAAUCAUCAUUCAAGUCCAAAUUCAAUGAGUCGACCAUCCAGCACACCUGCUGCUCUAAUUUCGUCUGGUUGUUCAUUUUAA
Adineta ricciae is the source of this 3300-nucleotide messenger RNA. NCBI's taxonomy places the organism in Eukaryota, Metazoa, Rotifera, Eurotatoria, Adinetida, Adinetidae. The record is from the annotation of a GenBank genome assembly.